Molecule: messenger RNA, 1575 nt
Organism: Nannospalax galili (Upper Galilee mountains blind mole rat)
Lineage: Eukaryota; Metazoa; Chordata; Mammalia; Rodentia; Spalacidae
Gene: Ly6g6f
Product: lymphocyte antigen 6 family member G6F
Exons: 6
Coding region: 331-1209 (292 amino acids)
Source: RefSeq, a predicted model, not a curated record
CCGCCCCGCGCUUGUGUCCGGCCGGAGGUUCAUGGUGCGCGGGCAGAAGGUUCCGCGUUGUUGCGUCAGGGGGUGCAGCUCUGUUCGGAAAUUAUUUGGAGGAGCUCGCGGCUCCGAGACUUGGGAAAUUCUUAGGCAUGGUUACCUUAUCAUUAUUCUCCCUAUCCUUGUAUCAGCACACUCUGGAGCGAAGAAUCUGGAGCUGGGGGCGUUGCUCAAGGGCGCUUGCUUAGCGUGUUCAAACCUCAGCAACUAACACGCACAGAGUCCAAGGAUGUAUUCAUUAAAAGAAAUACCAGGUUCUCGCCGGGCGUGGUGGCGCACGCCUUAAUGCCAGCACUCGGGAGGCAGAGGCAGGCGGAUCUCUACAGCAUCCAGGCCAUCUAUGUAGUCUCAGGGGAGUCGAUGGAGCUGCCGUGUCCUUCACCUCCCUCACUGCAUGGGGAGCAGCUCCUGUCUUGGUUCCGCAGUCCUGCAACAAGCUCUUCCACCAUUUUGGUGGCCCAGGUCCAAGUGGACAGGUCAGUCUCAGAUCUUGAGAAACCUGAAAAGGAUUCCAGGUUCAGACUCCUGGGAAACUAUUCUUUAUGGCUGGAGGGGUCCAAGGAUGAAGAUGCCGGGAGGUACUGGUGCACUGUGAUGGAUGAGCAACACAAGUACCGGAACUGGAGGGUGUACGAUGUCUCCGUGCUCAAAGGGUCCCAGUUCUCGGCCAAGUCUACAGAUGGCUCCUUUUGCUCUGUUCUCCUGUGCUCUGUGGUCCCAGCCAGGCGUCUGGACUCUGUGACCUGGCUAGAGGGGAAGAAUCCUGUGAAAGGACAUCCUCAGUACUUUUGGAGUGAUGGGGCUGCCUUGCUCUUGGUGUGUCCUUCGGAGGGGCUUUCUGACCCCAGGAGCCGUAGGCCAAGGACCAUCCGCUGCCUCAUGCCUCAGAACAAAAGGUUCAGCUUUAGCCUGGCAGCACCCACGGAUCCUUCUCCCAGUGUCUGCGCCUCUUUCCCGAGCUGGGAUGUGCCCUGGAUCCUGAUGCUGUUGGUCACAGGGGUGCAAGGAUUCAUCAUCCUGGCACUAGGGAUUGUGCUCUGGAGGCGGAGGGCUCAAAGAGCUCAAGACAGAGAUGCCUCGCUCCCUCACUUCAAACCUGAAAUCCAGGUCUACGAGAAUAUCCACUUGGCCCACCUUGGCCCACCCACCCACAAGACCAGGUGAUCUCCUGAAAGUGUGGCCUGCUGUCUGAAUCCCUGGCAUCUAGCACCUGAAGGAUUCCCUGACAACCUUGGCAAGGGGUGUGGGGUUGAGGGUAUGACUACUUCUGCAGGCCUCCAGAAGCCACCAAGCUGGAGGGGCAGGGACAACUGACGGGAGGGGGAGCAUUGUUCUGUGAUGUCACCUGCCAAAAGGUAUGGUCUUCUCUCUUGAUGCAGCCAGUGGAGGGUGGCCUUGAAGAAGUACUAACCACUCAGAAGUUAAGGGCACACACUGCUCUUUCAAAGGACCCAAGUUUGAUUCUCAGCACCCAUGUGGGGGAUUCACAACCACCUAUAACUCCAGCUUCAGGGGGAUCUGACGCCUCUG